CCAGGUCUUCGAAGGGCUAUGCGGAAGCCGCAUGGUCGUAUUCGUAAUCAGCAUGGUCGAUAACCUAUAACCCACUAGAUUCCGAGCAAAAAGCGUUUAAUCACUUCGUGGGGUUCCCUCGUUAGUAGAAAUGUCGCCCAAGUACUAAACAUACUAAAUGAAAACAUAGGUAAUUAAUAAAAAAUCUUCACUACGAAAAAUAAUUAAGUUUGUUUUGAUAAUACGUAGACUAUUCUCUCGACAUGCAAAAGACCAAAUUGUCUGCUACAUAAAAGUACCGCAAAAAACAGCGGUUACUGUCAGGCAGUGUAUUCAAAAAUAAUUAAUCAAUAAUGACCUUAAGUGUGAAAUUAUGUCACUGGAGUAUCAAAAGUACUUGAACUGGUACCCGAAAAAUACCGUAAGGCACCUGAUUACAUAGAGGUUUCUUGAGUAUUUAUAACAUUAGCGUUAUUAGGUUAUCUGUUCGGGUACCUUGAAUCAGUACAUUGGCUAGGAUAUGUGUAUGGCAGUUCACUCAAAACGCUUUGAAGCUAUACUACAAAACAUGAAAAAUCAAAAAAAAAAGGAAAACAAAAAAAAUUAUAAAAUUUUCUCUUCUCAAAGAAAAAUUCGGAAAAACUUCUGGUUUCUUAGAGGUACGUUUCCAACGAGCGACAUGAGAAUAAUUCCUUUUUUUGUAGAGGAUACUUUAUUCUGUUCGAGCACAUGUCACACAAUAUUGUAAUAAAUUCCAUUUUUACUCUUGAAAAUGAGGCGAUACUCUUAAAUGAUUUCAUUUUCUAUUUAGAUAGUUGGUUUCGACAUUAUUCUUACUGAGGAAUUAAAACCUGUUCUAUUAGAAGUAAAUGCCAAUCCUAGUCUACGCAUGGAUUUCGAAAAACAAACAGAACCUGGCAAAGUAAUUUAUCAACAAAGUAUGAUUGAUGAAGAAAUAAAAAAACCACUUGUUCUUGAAACACUUAAGCUAGCACUACCCAAAAAGAAACUUCAUACCAUUGCUCGACAUUAUCAGAUGCAAUUGAACGAUGAAAUGAUGGCACAACGCUUAGAAAAAGUUGCUCAACGGCGUAUCGAUGAACGCAGUGAGAAAAUUCGCAGUGCCAGACAAAUACGUUUUGAUCCAAAACAUAAUCCAUACUUCUCUCGGCCACCAAGAGAGAUGAGAAGAGACGACUUAGAACAGCAACAACAGAAAGUUUUAUUAAAUCCAUUUCCAUCAGCAAAUGGCGGUGGAAAAGAAAGUGAAGAUGAUCAAUUGAUGUCAUCUUUUGCUGGUGAUGAUGACUCAAGGAUAGAAAAACCAAAAAAAUUAACAGUUUCUUGCCAAAAGAAGCAACGUGCCAUUGAUGAUGAUGAAAGUAAUGGAAAUCAACUUAAUCGAGUCAUUCCAUCGAUGUCAGAUGAUGACGAAAACGGUCUAAAUCCAAAUUCAAUAUUUUUAUUAAAAAAACAACGUAGAGUAGGAUCAUCGACAACCACUGGUAUUACUAGAAUUAGUACAGCAAGAGAAACAAAAGUAUUAAAAUUAAUCUAUCCAUCAACAUAUAAAUCGAAAUAUCGACACUUGUUUUUAUUGGAUAAAAUAGCGUACAUUUAUAUAAAGAUUGUCGUCAUGAUGGGAUAUAAAAGAAUGACAGCUAUUCAAUUCAGAAAUUUUGCACAAAUAUGCGGUAUUAUAAAUGAUUUUAUAACCCGAGAAAGUAUUGAUAUAUUAUAUGUGCAAAUGUUAAGAAAAUGGCAACAAUUUAUUCUCAAAACAACUUCAUCAGGUUUACCGUUUGGUGCAUUUAUCGAAGCAUUUUUUCUACUUUCUCAACGAAAGUUUCCGUCCACAAAAUAUUUACUAGACAGUGUUAAUCAAAUGGUCAUAUUUUGUGUUCGACAUUUAAACAUUUUCCUAGAAUCACCCUUCUCACAUUAUUUACUACCACGAACAUCAAGAAAUUGUGACAAUAAUAAUCAAACUGUUGACGGACGUUAUGACAAACUAGUACGUUCACAUCGUUUAACAACGGCACCAUCGAAUCAUGGCACAACGUCUGCAGCAAUAGCUGUCGUCUCAACACAAACAACAGCUAACACCACUACAAGUUUAAAUGUUAGCCACGAUACGUCAGUUAGAACUACCACUACACGAGUUUCAUCAUCGGUCAAAAAUUCAAAACGAAGCGUUUUUCCGCUAUUUUUUGAAGUUUUAUAA
Didymodactylos carnosus is the source of this 2203-nucleotide messenger RNA. Lineage: Eukaryota; Metazoa; Rotifera; Eurotatoria; Philodinida; Philodinidae. The record is from the annotation of a GenBank genome assembly.